CCUUAUCGUACGGGUUGACUGUACCUCCGCGACGCCCGUCUUCUCCCCUUCUGCCCCCGACAGGCGAUUCCCUAUUUAUCCUUAGCCGAAUUUAUCCUCGUGCUGGCUUCGUCUUACUUCUGCCCUUGGCAGGCGAUGCAGAAGGCCCUGCUGUCCGCCGAGAUGCCGGGCGACGCCUGGCAGCGCCUGACGGUGCAUGAGACCUGUUCAGCGAGGGCAUCAAGGCCGAGGGGAAGGCCUUCCACUGCGGCUACUGCGAGGAGGCCGUGGCCGACGUCCCCGCGCACCUGGACCCCAGCACCCGGACCUGAAGGGGAAGCUGCACGUCCGCAACCGCGAGAUCUGCGAAACCGCGCUGAGGGGCAUGCGGGAGGAGGGCUGGAAGCUGCAGAUGGAGGGCAUCGGCAUCCGCGACCAGAAGUACUACUGCAGGGCGUGCUCCAAACACGACAUGUGGUACCAGGUCUUCGAGAACCACCUCAACACGAACAACCACGUCAGGAGCCUCUGGGGCGCGGACCUCGCCAAGGCGCCCAAGCACGGCGGGGAGGCCGAGAAAGUCUGGAAGGCGUACGUCGAGAGCUGGGACUCCGUCCUGGUGGAGCAGGGCCUGUGGCCCUCCGGCGACGACGCGCUCCGCCCGGCGCUGCCAGCCGCCGCGGCGGUGGCGGCCUCCUGGGCGCCCGCGCUGGGGCUGCGCAAGGCGAAGGCCACCGCCAAGAGCAGCACCACCAAGGCGCUGACCAAGGUCAGGGAGCCGGAGGCCAGACAGACGCCGCCGUUGGAGGAGAGAAGAAGUCGGUGGGCGACGUCUUCGAGCUGCCCCUGGACCGCGUGUUCUUCACCCACGACCACAUCACCCCGGCGGGGGGUCGGCGGAUUCUCGGACGGCCGGACCUUCGAGGACCUGAUCCGAGACCUGCAGAGCGGCAAGGUGCACCCCAAGCGGGACAACUUCCUCGUGCUCGACGUCGCCUACGCGGAGGCGGAGCGGAAGGCCUUCUCCUUCAACAACAGGCGCCUCAAGUGCCUGAAGGACAGCUUCGCGGCCUUCCCCUCGACGCUGCUCCAGGGUGCUUAG
Molecule: messenger RNA, 1081 nt
Organism: Prorocentrum cordatum
Lineage: Eukaryota; Dinophyceae; Prorocentrales; Prorocentraceae
Source: the annotation of a GenBank genome assembly